Harpia harpyja (harpy eagle) is the source of this 2326-nucleotide messenger RNA. It is a transcript of the gene POLE3, whose product is annotated as DNA polymerase epsilon 3, accessory subunit. Bases 132 to 563 code for a protein of 143 amino acids. Gene Ontology annotation, cellular component: epsilon DNA polymerase complex; CHRAC. NCBI's taxonomy places the organism in Eukaryota, Metazoa, Chordata, Aves, Accipitriformes, Accipitridae. Gene Ontology annotation, biological process: DNA damage response; leading strand elongation; heterochromatin formation. The transcript is spliced from 5 exons. Gene Ontology annotation, molecular function: protein heterodimerization activity; chromatin DNA binding. The record is from RefSeq and is a predicted model, not a curated record.
CCGUCACCAGGCAACGGCGGCCGCGGUGGCGGGCGGGAAGGGCCGCGCUGCACGCCGGGACGGGUCGGAGGGGAGGGGGCAGCGGCUGAGCGCGCGCUUCGGCGUGGCCGCCCCCGGCGAGGAGGCCCAGGAUGGCGGAGAGACCGGAGGACUUGAACCUGCCCAACGCCGUCAUCACCCGCAUCAUCAAGGAGGCGCUUCCUGAUGGAGUAAAUAUUUCCAAAGAAGCUCGGAGUGCAAUAUCUCGAGCGGCAAGUGUGUUUGUGCUUUAUGCAACAUCAUGUGCAAAUAACUUUGCCAUGAAGGGGAAGAGGAAAACGCUGAAUGCCAGCGAUGUUCUCUCUGCCAUGGAGGAAAUGGAAUUUCAGCGAUUUGUAGCCCCUUUGAAAGAAUCACUGGAAGUUUAUAGGCGUGAACAGAAAGGAAAGAAAGAAGCAAGGAAGGAUAAAGACAAGAAGGCAGACUCAGAGGAGCAAGAUAAGAGCCGAGAGGAAGAGAAUGAUGAUGAUGAUGAAAGGAUGGAGGAAGAAGAGCAAAAUUAUGAGGAAGAGGUGGACAACUGAGCUUGCUGACGAGAUGUGUGCAGGGGCUGGGUUUUGUUCAGAGGGAUAUAAAUGCUGUAAGUCAACCUUGCUGUGUCCCCUCUUGUUUCCAGUAGAGCUUUGUACUGUUCCUCUGCAGCCCGUCCCUUUUUGGCUUUAACUUGUACAUAAAGGACUUCUGCAAAAGCUUUUCUCAUGGAAGGACUACUCCUCCCUGUGCACAGGGAGCUUCGCACCCUCCCCAGGUCCUGAACAGACAGUAAUGGGACUGGGCUUUUUAUGCUGAGUUGGCUCUGAAAUAGAGGAGAAAAGAAAUGUCAGAUGGUCAGUACAGCAGCUGGCCAGGAGAACUUGAGAGACUGUUGAAUAAGCUUGUUAAGUCAGGGGUGGAAUCAAAUAGAUCAUUAACCCUUUGGGGCUUAGAAUCUACAUGAUGAUGUCAGGAGGCUUGGAAGCUGAACAUUGAAGCUUUUUAUCCAAGUGACUUGUGUUUUUCCUUCAUUUUCUUGCAUUCUGGCUGUGCCUUCUCUUCCUGCUGUAACUGUGACAGUGAUACUGUGUCUUUCAACCUUACCAGUCUUAUGCAGCAAUACAGUACAACUGUACAAGGACCAGUGGUCCACUCGGCUGACUCUUGCCCAAAUCAACCUGAAUCAAAAAAACUUCACAGCACUUACAGAGUAAACUAAAUACCAAAAGUGCUUGUUUUGUGUCUUUAAAGCCCUGGGAGACCAAGAGGAAUUUUAUUAAAAAUCGGAAGCAAAAUGAACGGCUACAAUGUGUAUUGGGGAUGAAAAAAGGUGGCUGUAUGAAGUGGUACGUUUGUUGCAGGUCAGCAAUGGGCACCAGUGGAUCUGAUGGUCUCACCUCCUUUCCCUCCUUUGCAGAGCUGCAGUUCCUGCAGACAGGUUGGUGACUGCAGCAAGUUUAAAUGUGGUAGAACGGAGUGGUGGAUCUUGUUGGUUUUUUUUUCCUUUUCCUAACUGCAAUGGACUAAUGACAUCCAAGAUCCAUAUUUAGCCUUCGACAGUCAUUCCAGAGAUGUGGCUAGCCUCCCAGUGUGAUGGGCUCCAGGAAGGCAGUGAGGACGGGAUGCUCCACCUAGGAGGGCCAGCCUCAGGCCUGUGGUUUUUGAAAUAGGUCCUUCAAGAAAGAUGGGUUGAAACAAGCUGUUUGUAUUCCUAGUACCCAUAUAGGUUUGCUCUUUUAUACUUGAAUUCUUAGCUUUGAUGCCUUUCUCUUCUCUGAGAAAGUAUCUAUUAGAAUAAGCUCCUUUUUGGGAAAAAUGCUUUUUUAUUUGACCGAUCUUUUUGAAGACUAAAAAACCUGAUAUUUGAACUUAACUGAGGUGAAGGAAACUGGAGGAAAGUUUUAGGUACGUUGAAGUAAAACCUACGAGUUUUGCUGAUGUGCAGUUUUAAAAUGGCACUUGUGAGGAAUAAUAUGUCCUUUUCACAAAAAAAUUGAUGUAGAGCUAGCUACCUACAAGAGCAACCCUGCCUUUAUGUUUUCAUGGCACAAUGGCUUCUCACACACAGAAGCCCGUCUCCUGAAAAGAACUGAAUCAACAAAGAUUUUCUGCUCUUUAGUUUCUACUGGCAUGCAGUCAGUAACAGAUGAAAAGACUGAGUUGAUGUCUUCCCAAGAUCUCCAAUAACAAAAAAGGCCUUCCUUCUAGCUCUUUUUCCUCUUUUCUUUUUUCUUUUUUCCUCUUCUAGUACGUAUCUGGGGUGCAUAUUCUGGAAGGGAACAAUAUCUAAAUAAAAGCCAGAUUUUUUACAGAA